CAGAGGCAGACGACAGACCUGUGCGCGCCGCCCCACAACUCCGUCGCCGCCGCAGCGGGCUCGCUACUCCGCUUUGCUCCAGCCGAGCACGUCGACGAGGGUGGAGAGCAAUCCGGAGCGGGCGUUCGCCCGCACCUUCUCGUCGCCUCUGUCUCUCGCAGCCAGGGGGCGGGAGGGGAGCAGGAGCCUGGGCGCUGCAGCGGAGCGCCGGAGCAGGCCGUGGGGGGCGUGUGGCGGCUCUACGGAGAAUACUGGAGCCGCUCCCACCACGACCACCUCGCGUUCGUGCCAAUCCGUGACGCCGUCGAGCCCUUCGCCUCCUGCCUCUCUGACCUCUUUCUUCAUCGACUUUAAGGGGCUCGGCUAACAGGAGCAUUUGAUGUAAUCUGGAAGCUGCGACCUAUUAUCUCUCAGCUGGUUCUUUCCAUCGACUUAUCAAGUAAUAUUUCUCCAUGAAGUGUAGUUUAUGCACAGCUCAUUCCUGCUGCUUCUGUUUCUGUAAAUGUAAGGAGGGGUUGGCUUCCCUCGUCUAUGCGCCGGGCAGUCCAAGGGUUCCUGCGGCGAGCCCUUGCAAUCAGGAGCGACCCCCCAGUGUUGCGUCUUUCCUCUCAGGCUUGUUGCUUGAACAGCUCGGAUAAUGACGAGCCCAGUCGGAGUUCUGCUUAUGUUGAUUAUAGAAGCCAGUGUCUGCUUCCCUCGAUCACGCUAGCAGUGCAGACUUCGAACUGGGAUGCUGCCAGAAAUAUAAGCUUCAGGGAGUGUGUGAGAUUAUACGGGCUAUCUCAAUCAAUUGGUCUGUUUGCAUUGCUUGUGCAGUUGUUCUUACCAAGGAGAAUCAGAGAAAUCCGGUGCUUGAUUCAGAGCAUUGUUGAUUAUUGUGGAAAUGCCGGACAGGAGUUGUUUGAGUUGGCUCCUAUGUUGGUCAGUAAAUUGGGUGGGUCAAUGACGGUGUUACAAGUUUAUGCUACAGUCAUCCGGAUUUUUGUAGAGUUGUCAAUGUUUGAGGACGCUCUUCUCACUUACAUUGAGGCCAAAAAGGUUGGUGUCGAGCUACGUUUGUGCAACUUCUUGCUGAAGUGUUUAGUCCAGGGGAAUCAGAUCAUGUAUGCAAGGAGUUUAUUUGCUGACAUGAAGAGUUCCGGUCCUUCACCAAAUGUCUACUCUUAUUCAGUUUUGAUGAGUAUGUAUACACAUGGAGAGAGGUUAUGCUUAGAGGAAGCUUUUGAGCUUCUUCGUGAAAUGGAAACGAAUGAUGUGAGACCGAAUGCUGCGACCUAUGGAACUUACCUCUAUGGGCUUUGCCGUUCCAGACAGGUAACAUCUGCAUGGGACUUUCUCCAAGAUCUUUGUCAGAGAGGGUGCCCUUGCAACACUUAUUGUUUUAAUGCAGUGAUUCAUGGUUUCUGUAGUGAGGGUCAGGUUCACAAAGCCGUAGAAGUGUUUAAUGGGAUGAAGAAAUGUGGGCUGCUGCCAGAUGCUCACAGCUAUAGCAUAUUAGUUGAUGGGUUUUGCAAACAAGGGGAACUAUUGAAAGGUUAUGACAUGCUUGAUGAAAUGGCAAGAAACGGAAUCAGUCCUAACCAUGUAAGUUAUAGUUCAAUUUUGCAUGGUCUUUGCAAGACUGGAAAUGUUAAACUCGCGCUUGGGAUUUUCAAGAGGCUUAAAGACCAAGGUUUCAAGCAUGACCAGAUAAUGUACAGCAUCCUUUUCAAUGGCUGUUGCCAACAUUUAGAUCUAGAUAUCAUCAAUGGUCUUUGGGAAGACAUGAUUCAUCAUGAUUUUGUUCCAGAUGUUUAUGAUUAUACCAAUCUGAUCUAUGCAUUAUGUAGACAUAGAUACCUUAUAGAAGCAUUGGAAGCAUUUGAACUCAUGCUUGAGAAUGGGGUAACUCCCAACAUUGUGACAUGCACAAUCCUAGCUGAUAGCUUUGGCAAAGAAGGGCUGAUAGGUGAGGCCUUCCUAUUUCUUGAUAAAGUACAUCAGUCGCUGGGAAUUGCCCCCAACCUUUUCACAUACAAAGUUAUUAUCAAAGGCCUUUGCAGAAUCAACAAAUCGGAUAAUGUUUGGGAAGUUUUUGCAGACAUGAUAAAAAGGGGAUAUGUUCCUGAUGCUAUCCUCUACAGUAUUAUUAUUGAUGGUUUUGUGAAGGCUUUGGAGUUGCAGGAGGCUUUCAAGCUGUAUCAUAAAAUGUUAGAUGAAGGGAUAAAACCUACUAUUUUUACAUAUACUAGCCUCCUAAAUGGGCUGUGCCAUGAUGAUGGACUUCCUGAGUUUAGGAAAUUAAUGAGGGAUAUGAUUGGGGAGGAACUGGUACUUGACAAGAUUUUGUGCACAUCAAUUAUUGCAUGCUAUUGUCGACGUUCGAAUAUGAAGGCUGCCAUGGAAAUGUACAAAAAAAUGGAAAGCUCUGGUUUAUCACCAGAUGCUUUUGUAUAUACUUGUCUAAUUAGUGGUUUUAGUAAAGUUCGUGCGAUGGAUGGUGCACUCUUGAUGAUGGAAGAAAUGGAGAAAAGGAAUAUUAAACCUACUGUAGUUACAUAUACAGCACUCAUAAUUGGAUACCUUAAAACAGAGGAUGAGAAACUAGCUAUUAAGACGUGCAUAAAUAUGCGUCAGGCAGGCAUUGUUCCAGAUGACAAGCUGAGUUGUAUAUUGGGCCUUGGCAAUGGCAGGGAUGAUUCUGAUUAUUAUUCUCAGAAAGCAAAGGAUGUAACAUAGAUUUUCAAAUAGAGCUUUAUUAACUUAUCAAAGGGCUGCUCUGUGAUGGUGAUGAGCUCACCUAGUGUGGAAAAAUAUUGGCUACACUCUUUUCCUCCACUUCCACACUGCUGUCGGAUGAACAAGGAACAGAAAUGAAGUAACCUGAAAGUGACACUUUAAUCCAUGGACAACACCUGGAGGGUGCGAUCGUUACAGCUUAGGCUUUUGAGAAGCAUCAAGCAUGGUUGUUACUCCAUUUGUCCGGCCUAUUGAUUUAGACUGCAGAGCAAAAACCAACAGCAGUCUAAGGUUGAGUCAUCUGAUUCCUGGAUUGACCAUCAACCAAUCUGGAAGGCACAGAACUCCCUCGAGGUAUACCACCUAAGGUACAGGUUUCAGCUGGACACUGCUGCAUGGUUUCCUGCCAAUUUGGACAUUUUACAUAUGUGGCAUGUAGAGAUCCUGGGAGCUGCGUCACCUGUGGAACAUAGGGCGGAGCCUGGGCCCGUGCUGGGCAUGCUGCAGCCCGGGCUUAGCCCAGCUUGUCCAUUGUGAAUCUGUAGUAUUUAUACUUCGAAACAGUACCAUUCAAGCCUAUAUUUGGUUAAUCUAGCACUUCAUCCAUUGGUCAGCCCCAGGUGGGAGGCCUUUCUGGCUCUGCCCCUGCAUAAGGGGCUACAUCUACAAUGCUUUUGUUAGGAGCACUUAUGCCCCACUGUUUUUGAAGGAGCUGUACACAUACUGAGGUGCAGAAUUUCUCCAUCUACAGCCAAGAUCUUGCUUGAAAGAUAUCCUGGAUGAUAAUUAUUGUUUGGUGCAGAUGUGAGCUGUGUUCCUUCAGAAUGUGGGCAAUCUGGACUGCCAGAAAUGAAAAUGAAGCAUGGCGCGGAGGAGUGUAACCUGCUGUAAGAUGGGUUUGGGAGGCAGCUGCAGACUCUCUGAGGAUAGCAACUAAUCAGCUGUGCCAACCGAAAAUAAGAAGCAAGAAGUGGAAAUGCAGUGGGGACCGCCAAAGAUAGGGGGGUGAAAGUAAAUACAGAUGGGACAUUUUCCUUCACCAGCUCAUACACAGGGGCGACGUAUGUCAUCAUUUGAGAGUGCAGAAGAGGCCCCUCGUAGGCUAAAUCAGGCUAGCAUGAUAAUGUCCUGAUGUGCUAGCGGAGGCGUUGCUCACUUGCAGGAAUGGAUUGCAAGGUGCAUAAUUAGUUGAAUCUGAAUACUGGCGAGGAAGUGGCAUGGACAAGAACUAAAUAAAUCAGAAAUCAGCAUCAUCCUGGAAGAAAUUGAGAUAACCCGGUGUUUUAUUAUUUCAAGAUUUACUUUGUGAAGUCCUUCAAAUAACAUGGUGCGUGCUUGUGCUCAAUAGACAUCGUCAAGCUCCUCAACCCUGUAUUUGAUAACCAUCUUUAUAUUCCCCCAUGUAAUCUGUUUAAUGCUAUAUAAUGAAAGCUGAGCUGGGCCUGUUUCUAAAAGAGAGAAUAUUGAAGUCAAGCUUUUUGCAUGAUCUUGCAUCGAAAAUAUAUAAUAUAUUGAUUA
This is a messenger RNA of Panicum virgatum (switchgrass), 4236 nucleotides long. Its product is annotated as pentatricopeptide repeat-containing protein At1g05670, mitochondrial-like. The transcript is spliced from 3 exons. NCBI's taxonomy places the organism in Eukaryota, Viridiplantae, Streptophyta, Magnoliopsida, Poales, Poaceae. Gene Ontology annotation, molecular function: protein binding. The record is from RefSeq and is a predicted model, not a curated record. Bases 532 to 2718 code for a protein of 728 amino acids.